CAAAGGGCGGCUCCAGGGCUGCCGGCACUGCGGUAAAGCUGUUCCCGACCGCCGCACACCUUGUCCCGGUCUCCUGCUGUGGCUCACCAGGCCAGCAGCAUCCGCCGUCGCCAUUGUUCCACGCCAGGACUGCCAUCCAGAACCACCUGUGACUCCUGACAACUCCAAGGCACUGGUACCCCCUGACAGCCACCACCAGUUAUCUGCGACACCUUUACAAUCACCGCUAACCACCCACCCGGGUGCCCAGGGCGCGCCAUGAAGUCUGCCUCAAGCUCGCGCGGGGGUGGGUCGGGUGGCCGUGGGGGUGGCAGCUGGGGCGGCAGCUGGGGCGGGGGGCGGGGGGGCGGAGGCAAGGGAGGAGGAGGCGAUGGCGGCCCUGGGGGCAAGGGCGGCUUUGGGGCGCGGGCGCGUGGCUUCGGCGGUAGCCGGGGCCGGGGGCGCGGAGGGGGCGACAGUAGGGACCGUGGUGGCAGCGGGCAGCGGCGCGGUGGUGUGGGCAAAAACAAAAACCGCCGCAGGAAGGGCGCCAAUGCUGUGUCGGUGGAGCCACACAGGCAUGAGGGUGUCUUCAUCUACCGUGGAGCGGAAGACGCGCUGGUAACGCUGAAUAUGGUGCCGGGCCACUCGGUGUAUGGCGAGCGGCGGGUCACUGUGACUGAGGGCGGAGUGAAACAAGAGUACCGCACCUGGAACCCCUUCCGCUCCAAGCUGGCAGCGGCCAUCCUGGGCGGGGUCGACCAGAUCCACAUCAAGCCCAAGUCCAAAGUGCUGUACCUGGGCGCUGCCUCAGGGACCACUGUCUCUCAUGUCUCCGACAUCAUCGGCCCGGACGGCCUGGUCUACGCUGUUGAAUUCUCCCACCGCGCUGGCCGUGAUCUGGUUAACGUGGCCAAGAAGCGAACCAACAUCAUCCCGGUUCUCGAAGAUGCCCGGCACCCGCUCAAGUACCGCAUGCUUAUAGGGAUGGUGGAUGUGAUCUUUGCCGAUGUGGCCCAGCCUGACCAGUCCCGGAUAGUGGCUCUGAAUGCCCACACCUUCCUGCGCAACGGGGGCCACUUUCUCAUUUCCAUCAAGGCCAACUGCAUCGACUCCACUGCAUCUGCUGAGGCGGUGUUUGCUUCCGAGGUGAGGAAGUUGCAGCAGGAGAACUUAAAGCCUCAAGAGCAACUGACCCUGGAGCCCUAUGAGAGGGACCACGCUGUGGUCGUGGGGGUCUACCGGCCCCUUCCCAAGAGCGGCAGCAAGUAGCACCCAGCAAGGGCUGUCGUCCCUGGGCUCUCCCCAAGACUGUGCUGUGUUCAGUAUAACUGUGUUUGUGUUUUCUUUGUGUGUUGUUUUUCUUUUGUCUAUUAAAUGGCAUAAAGAAACAGUACCCAGGUGUAUCAGUGAGGCCAGACAGUUUUCCUGCAAUAACAGUCAAUCCCUCAAUCUCCAAAUCUUCAAAUCCCUAAAAAAGCUAAAACAGCUGGUGAUAGGAACCCAUCAAGGAACAGCAUGGGAGUUGCGCUUACUCUAAUGACUUAGGGCCCUAAUGUCCCAGGGCUCCUCCUCACACAAGCUUUCUCAUCACAGGAGCAGGGGGAAGAGAGCUCGCGCAUUGCUAAUGAGCCUAGAAAGUCCCCCUUGGAACUGAGGGAGCACUUGGGUUACAUUGGCUAAGUCACAUGACCGAGCCUGACUCCAGGGAGUGGCACUGGGUAUUGAUGGACAAUAGCGUAGUGUAACACCCCUGAUCUGUCUGACUCUAAGCCCGAGUUCUGGUAUUUAAUACUUUAUUCUUCACCUAAGCCCUUUUGCAUCCCCUAGUACUUACUCACCACACCCGCUGGGAUGGCUUUGUUAACCAUUUCCCUUUUACAUGCAAAGCAACAGGGCUUCUGAAGGUGAACUGGUUGCCCAAGUAUGCAUAACCAGUUAGGAGAUGGAAUUUAAAUCCCAAUCUUUUGGGCUGUAAAUCCACAGCUAUUUCCUCUACACCAGUGGAAUCAUACCUCUCCCCUACAUGGCCCACACUGGACAGACUGCAAGUCCCCACAUGUGGACACUCACAAAACAGAGUUCUGUGGUUUCAUUGUGUUCUUUCUUUCACCUCCCUGUGCUGCCCUUAGAUUUCAAAAUAACAAAAUAAGGCAGGGGGGUAGGAUGCGGGUCUACUUUGCAACGUGUCCCCAUUGCCAGGCAUAACAUACCCAAGAUGGUAUCACCAAGUGAGAAACAACCAGAAAAAUGACUUCAGAAAGUAUCUGUUUCUGGGCGCCUGGGUGGCUCAGUUGGUUGAGCGACUGCCUUCGGCUCAGGUCAUGAUCCUGGAGUCCCUGGAUCGAGUCCCGUAUCGGGCUCCCUGCUCGGCGGGGAGUCUGCUUCUCCCUUUGACCCUCCCCCCCCCAUGUGCUUUCUCUCUCUCUCAUUCUCUCUCUCUCAAAAAUAAAUAAAUAAAUAAAUCUUAAAAAAAAAAAAAAAGAAAGUAUCUCUUUCUGAACGGCAUUUCCUGCAGACCCUGAGUUGUGGGACUCAUUACAUUCAAUUCUGACUCUCUAAACCAGCCCAAAGGGAGUGGGAGAGUAAGCAAUCCCAGGAGCUGAGAAUGUUCCAAAACCAGGCCUUUAAGAAGACAUUUAUUCAUUCACUCACACAUUAAAAA
This is a messenger RNA of Zalophus californianus (California sea lion), 2644 nucleotides long. It is a transcript of the gene FBLL1, whose product is annotated as fibrillarin like 1. Gene Ontology annotation, biological process: box C/D sno(s)RNA 3'-end processing; rRNA methylation. Gene Ontology annotation, cellular component: Cajal body; nucleolus; small-subunit processome. Gene Ontology annotation, molecular function: rRNA methyltransferase activity; histone H2AQ104 methyltransferase activity; RNA binding. The transcript has a single exon. Lineage: Eukaryota; Metazoa; Chordata; Mammalia; Carnivora; Otariidae. Bases 259 to 1251 code for a protein of 330 amino acids. The record is from RefSeq and is a predicted model, not a curated record.